UGGCUCAGCUUAUUAUUGUUGUGGCCCCACUUACGAGCCCAGCCUGGUGUGCGCCAUGCCCCGGCAGUUUCGACUGUCUGCAGCUUCGGCCUACAGCAUCUAUGAGAUGUACUCCCAAGAUUGGUGUGCUAUUGACGAUGCUUUGGUGGAGACGGAAACUAUGUGCCCCGAGUGCAGUCUGAGGAGGCUAGAUGACUGGACUGUCGAGGAUGUUGUCAGGUGGUCGAUGACCACGACCCUUUCUCCUGACGUGGCAACUUGGCUUCGGCAGCAGGAAGUUACAGGACAAGUGCUUCGAAGUUUGGAUGAGGCUGAGCUGGAAUUGAUGGGGCUUGAGCCCUUUGGCCGGCGGAGGCAGCUCUUGCUGUGCCGUGAGGAGAUUCUGGCAGAAGAAGCAGCAAAAGAAAAGAAAGCAGAAACAAAGGCGGAAAGCCCCAGGACAGGAAUCCGCUGGUCGCCAGACGUGCAAAGCAGGCGUGAGGAGAAGGCAAAAAGCAGAUCUUCGGACAAGGCUGCCGAUUUGCGAGCAUUGCCAACUCCAACAAGGGCAUUAGCCAAGUUGGCCAAGUCCGACUCGGAGGCCCCUAAGGGGGAAGCUGCAGAGAGAAUCGGCAAUACACCUCCGCACAAGGAUGUAUUUGUAUGUGCAGCGGAGCUCAGCCAGGAACAAAACGGAUGCCAAAGUGCUAUUCAAAGCCAUUUGCCGAAAACAGAUGGCCUUUCCAGCAAGGCUGGAGUUGCCCAGCAAUCAAAAGGAAGUUGGAUGCACAAUCCGUGCCAAAACCGGCCCCAGUGGUCCCCAAGACUGCGUUCACUGAUGUCUCUUCAUGACCUGCGGAGACCCGCGUGACUCCUAAUGACUUUGGCGUCAUCGGUAUCCCUUCCUGGCCAUCCGGAUGGAGAGUGCAAAGAUGUGCAAAGCAUGUUUUGCGAGAGGCCUUCUGAAUACCUUUGAGUCAGCCUCCUUUGGACUACCUUCUGAAAGGCACUGGGGGAGGUUAUUGAGUGGGUUUUGAGAGAGGUUGCGCAGGUGGCGGUUUCAUAUGUGUGGCUGAGACUUCGGGAUGAUUUGAUGCAGAACAAAGGUGGGGGUGUCCCCAGUUUGAAGGGUUUUGUAGGGCCUGGGCAGCGCCAGUGUGAGGGCCAGGGCCCGACAAUCGCAAGAGGUUCCAAAUCGAGAUCUUGAAGACAUUAAAUGUGGUGCCUUUGAUGGCCGACGAGGUGGAGUCGUUCAGCAAACAACCGACACCCGUUUUCAACUACAAACCCCUCAAAACAGGUCCUCGACGCAUUGACGACGCCAACAUAACAUGUCAGCUUGAUGUUUUCAUGAAGGUGGACGAGAUGCCAGCAAAUAGCUUAAGGCAAGGUUUGGGGCAGCUUUGAAGGCCUUGGCCUAGGGGCCUAGAGCAUGGAUGCCAAGCACCUUGAGAGCUUCGUGCAGCGCCUCGCAGGGAAAGCAAAAGGGUAUUUGUUUAGGAGACUUUAAGGAACCUAAUAGCGGUGGCCUCCAUCCUAAUAGCGGUGGCCUCCCAACCUACUGGCGAUGGCCUCCACCCUGGUAGCCGGUGAAGACCGGAGGGAAGCCGAGCAAUUGGGGACAUCCUUGGCAGCCUUUGUUCAUGGCUUAGCUUCGCGGCAUGCAAGUGCCAGCGUUGCAGUGACCCCCUUAUCUGCGCACGGACGUGCUUUGGCCAUGGGAGGCUUUACAACUUUAAAACAUGUGACACUCUCCCUUGCCUGUGUAUCCACAUUGCGUCACAGCCCGAGUUCUCACCUAAAGGAUGCUUGCAGUUUUUUGACAGGUGCAGAUCUGUUCAAAUGGUUGCUCUGAUUUCGCACAUGGCCUCGUGCGUAACUGUUUUGGAGGGCUCAUGGGGCCAGAAGCAGCGAAAGCUGAAUGUACCUGGACUGAAGCGUUGCAAGAAGCCCUUGAAGAGAUGACGCCAGCAGCCCAUGCUCGCCACCGCCGCCUAUUGACGUGCUCGCCUGCCAUGCCACCACCAAUGCAAGCUGGGUUUGCUUUGAGAACACAGUUGUGCUCGUGAUUAGCACGCGUGGCUGGUAAACUGCGCGCGGUGGCGAAACGUUUCGACAUGUUGAAGAUUAAUUUCCAACAGCCAGGAAUGCGCGACUCUCCUCACCCCUGUGAAAAAGACCGAAUGCGGCGGCAAAAUGUGCCGUCGCUUUAACUGAUGCAAAUUCUUAAUACAUUGAUGAAGCUACUAGGGGCUCCUGGCCUUACAACUAGGAGCAAGGACGCUACUAGGGGCUCCUGGCAUCGCUACUAGGAGCAUUCUUACUACUAGUAUUGAUGAACAAAUUCUUAGCGAAAAUUGUGCACCUGACACCUCA
Durusdinium trenchii is the source of this 2355-nucleotide messenger RNA. The record is from the annotation of a GenBank genome assembly. NCBI's taxonomy places the organism in Eukaryota, Dinophyceae, Suessiales, Symbiodiniaceae.